Messenger RNA from Brassica napus (rape), 2530 nucleotides. RefSeq names its product U-box domain-containing protein 35-like. Gene Ontology annotation, biological process: protein phosphorylation. NCBI's taxonomy places the organism in Eukaryota, Viridiplantae, Streptophyta, Magnoliopsida, Brassicales, Brassicaceae. Bases 141 to 2456 code for a protein of 771 amino acids. The record is from RefSeq and is a predicted model, not a curated record. The transcript has 10 exons. Gene Ontology annotation, molecular function: ATP binding; protein kinase activity.
UUAUAGUAACAUCUUUCUCUCUUCUUCAUACCCUUUAUUUCCUUUCUAAAAAGUUUACAAACGAGAGGAUCUUGUAGAGGAAACAAACUAAGAAACCUAAUAAACACACGCAAUAUAUUUUGUCCUUUAAAGAGACUUGGAUGGCAAGGAACAGGAAGGAUAAAGAUGGAGGAUUCGGCACGGAUGGUUUGGUUGCUGUGGCGAUAGACAAAGACAAGAGCAGCCAAAAUUCUCUGAAAUGGGCUGUUGAUAAUUUGUUACAGAAAGGCCAAACCAUCCUUCUCGUACAUGUCAAGCCUCGUGCUUCCUCCGUCUCAACAAACCCUUCUACUAACCCAAACUCUUCUAAGACGAGCCAAACAAAUGGUGAUUCUUCAGUGGUGACUGUAGAACCAGACGGCUCUUACAAACAGUUGUUCCUUCCCUUUCGUUGCCUUUGUUCACGCAAAGAAAUACAAUGCAAAGAUGUGUUGUUGGAGGAUUCAGAUGUGGGGAAAGCUUUAGUUGAAUAUGCAAAUCAGGUUAUUAUUGAGGUGUUGGUGGUUGGUGCUUCCUCAAAAGGAGGCUUUCUCAGGUUCAACAAACCUACAGACAUUCCAGUAAUCAUUACAAAGAAUGCACCAGAUUUCUGCACUGUUUAUGUCAUAACCAAAGGAAAGCUUUCAACAAAGAGAGCAGCCUCUCGUACUGCGCCUUCUGUUUCUCCUUUGCGCAUUGAGAUUCAACAGAAUAGCUCAAGGCCACAAUAUCCACGUUUGCCUUCUCCUGCAACUACUAACACAAGAGCAGCUGAGAGACAAUCAUUUGAGUCUCAGCGCAGGUCCCUUGACGACCAAUCUGAGUCCUCCAGGCCACCUUUCACUAGAAGAGGCCUGAAUGGGAGAUCAUCAUACGGAGAUCUAUCGAUUCCAGAUCCUGACAUAUCCUUGUUCAGCUCCGGAAGACCAAGUACUGAGCGUCACUCCCUUUCCUUGUUUGACAAUUCUGACCAAAAUCGGACUCCUCCUCCAAGGCUAUCAAAUUUCUCCGACAUUGACAAUGGUAGCUUCGAGUCGAUGAACUACGGACAGGGGUCAAUGGAUAUAAGCUCACCACCUGCUUCCUCAAGAGACUCAUUUGAGAACGAAAGGUUUUCAUCUGCUUCACCAGGAGGGGAGGAUGUGGAGGCUGAGAUGAGGAGGCUUAAACUGGAGUUGAAACAAACGAUGGAAAUGUACAGUUCAGCUUGCAAGGAAGCGCUCACAUCAAAACGGAAGGCAACGGAGCUUCAACGCUGGAAGUUAGAAGAAGAGCGGAAGUACGAAGAGGCAAAGCAAGCAGAGGAAGCUGCGUUAGCCAUUGCAGAGAAGGAGAAAGCAAAAUCCAAAGCAGCACUGGAAGCAGCUGAAGCAGCUCAAAGGAUCGCUGAAAUGGAGUCCAAAAAGAGAAUCAGUGCGGAGAUGAAAGCUCUCAAGGAGACUGAGGAGAAAAAGAAAGCGGUGAAUGCUUUAGCGAAUGCAGAUGUCAGAUACAGGAAGUACUCCAUCGAGGAGAUUGAGGAUGCGACAGAGUACUUUGAUGAGAAGUACAAGAUAGGAGGAGGAGGUUAUGGACCUGUCUACAAGUGUUAUCUGGAUCAGACACCUGUGGCUGUGAAAGCUUUGCACACAGAUGCAGCUCAAGGCAGGUCACAGUUUAAGCAAGAGGUUGAAGUGUUAAGCUGCAUGAGGCACCCUCAUAUGGUUCUUCUGCUUGGAGCCUGCCCAGAAGGUGGGUGCUUAGUGUAUGAGUUCAUGUCCAAUGGGAGCUUAGAAGACCGUCUUUUCCAACAAGGAGACAGCCCACCCCUCUCUUGGCAAACGCGGUUCAGAAUCGCUGCAGAGAUCGGCACUGUACUGUUGUACCUCCACCAGACUAAACCAGAACCACUUGUUCACCGUGAUCUCAAGCCGGCAAACAUCUUGCUAGACCGCAACUUUGUCAGCAAGGUUGCUGAUGUUGGCCUGGCUAGGCUUGUCCCUCCAUCGGUUGCAAACACUGUGACGCAAUACCGCAUGACAUCAACUGCUGGCACGUUUUGCUACAUCGAUCCAGAGUAUCAGCAGACAGGUAUGCUGGGUGUGAAAUCUGACAUCUAUUCACUCGGCAUUAUGUAUCUGCAGAUGAUAACAGGAAAGCCACCAAUGGGUCUAACUCGUUACAUUGAGAGUGCCCUGGAGAAGGGGAAUUUGAAAGAUGUGCUUGAUCCAUCUGUCUCUGAUUGGCCUGUUGAAGAUACCACAGAGUUUGCCAAGUUGGCUCUCAAGUGUGCUGAGAUAAGGAGGAAAGACAGACCUGAUCUUUCCAAAGUUAUCUUGCCAGAGCUCAACAGACUAAGAGCACGUGCUGAAGAAUCAAGUCGGUCUGCAGUAGUCAUCAACAGUCCCGGACCAAGCCCCACCGUUAGUCAAACGUCUUCCCCCAAGUUGAACAAAUGAUUGAUAUUUCUAUGACUGCUUCAGUAACCUCUGAAGUCUCAAGUUUUGUUGUGAUGAACAAACUGAUCUGCACA